This is a messenger RNA of Mytilus trossulus (common blue mussel), 719 nucleotides long. RefSeq lists its product as uncharacterized. Lineage: Eukaryota; Metazoa; Mollusca; Bivalvia; Mytilida; Mytilidae. The record is from RefSeq and is a predicted model, not a curated record. The coding region runs from base 6 to 683 and encodes 225 amino acids. The transcript has 6 exons.
AUACCAUGAACACACAUAUAAUUACUAUGGUUCUGAGUAGUAUAGCUGCUAUUGCCAGCAUUGUAUCCGCAGGAGUGCAUUCAUGUACGUUGACAAGAAACGUUUCCUGUAUGCCACCAGAUGUAGACAGUAUAGUUUGUUUUUGUGAAUGCUUGAAUGUUACGAUAAACAGAAUAGACUUGACAAUAUCAUAUUUUCCAUGCAUGGAGCUUCUAGAACAAUGUGAUAUCUACAAAUUUUGGUUUGAGUUAGAGAUACAUGACGAGAAUGGAAAUAUUGUCAAUAAAACGACAAUAAUGUCAAACUACAGAACCGAUAACGGGUCGAAGAUAUUGCUUUUAAAUGGAUUAAAAAGAUCACUGGAUAGUAAACUGAAGCUAGACAGACCGUAUUCAGUCUUAAUUCAGCCAGGUUGCACUAUUUGUGACGACAAUUGUGCAUCUAUAGGUCUUAUAGAAAUACCAGUGGAGACCAGCACAAGUCCUAUCAAUGCAAAACGAAAUGGACCAGAAAACUUGCCGAUUGUUCCGAUUAUACUGGGUAUUCUUGCUGUGUUCGUGAUGGCUGUUAAUGCGUUUAUUAUUGUCUGUAAAUGGCGACGGUCUGCACGUCAGUUACUCGAUAAUAACAUAGAAUAUUCGAGUGCCUUACAACAAGUUCAUAUAGUAAAUUCUAGAAACUAAAGUCAAAUAUUCAAAAAUGUAUCCAUACAAAAAUUG